Molecule: messenger RNA, 2791 nt
Organism: Chinchilla lanigera (long-tailed chinchilla)
Lineage: Eukaryota; Metazoa; Chordata; Mammalia; Rodentia; Chinchillidae
Gene: Acsl5
Product: acyl-CoA synthetase long-chain family member 5
Exons: 24
Coding region: 477-2522 (681 amino acids)
Biological process (GO): long-chain fatty acid metabolic process
Cellular component (GO): mitochondrion; membrane; endoplasmic reticulum
Molecular function (GO): arachidonate-CoA ligase activity
Source: RefSeq, a predicted model, not a curated record
CAAAGAGGAUGUGGCAUGAGAACCUUUGACUGCUACCCUGGAAGCUGCACUUUGAGUGUCAUUAGCUUUUUGAAAUAUCAGAUAACCAGGGAGAGGGUUCAAAGUUUCUAGAGGAGCUUGCUGAGCACCCUCCGAUCUGGGCACAGUGGAUCAAGGUGUGGCCCAGUCCUGGGAGCUGUGGAAAAGGCAGGAGGGACUGAAUGCCGAGCUGAGCCGAUACAGCCAGUUGUGCGAGGAGCUGCACCCAGGCUCCUGGUCAGAUCCUGACGGUAUUCCUCAGAGACUCACCCUGCGGAGGCCCCCUCCAAGUGAGACGUACUGCAGGCAAAAAGAGAAUACAUCUUGGGAGAGCCGUGGUCUAAGAUGUUGAGGACAUCACUUGUGCGCUUGGCCUGAUAAAAAAAAACAAAAGCAUAAAACAAGAAUCAUACAUACAAGGACAAGCAGGGCUGAGUUUCCUGCUGCUAUUUACCAAGAUGCUUUUUAUCUUUAACUUCUUGUUUUCCCCACUUCCGACCCCGGCACUGGUCUGCCUCCUGACAUUUGGAGCUGCCAUCUUCCUGUGGUUGAUCAACAGACCUCAGCCAGUCUUCCCGCCCGUUGACCUGAACAAGCAGUCUGUCGGGAUUGAGGGAGGAGCGCGGAAAUUUCCUUUCCAGAACGACCUAAUGCGUUGUUACUUCCCAGAUGCCAACACGAUGUAUGAAAUUUUCCAGAGAGGACUUGCUGUGUCUGACAAUGGGCCCUGCUUGGGAUACAGAAAACCAAACCAACCCUACAGAUGGCUGUCCUACAAACAGGCUUCUGAUCGAGCAGAGUACCUGGGUUCCUGCCUCCUACAUAAAGGACAUAAGCCCUCACCAGACCAAUUUAUUGGCAUCUUUUCUCAGAACAGGCCAGAGUGGGUCAUCUCUGAGUUGGCUUGUUACACAUACUCCAUGGUCGUUGUCCCCCUGUAUGACACCUUGGGAGCAGAAGCCAUCGUACAUAUUGUCAACAAGGCUGAUAUCUCCACUGUUAUCUGUGAUACACCCCAAAAAGCAUCGGUCCUGAUAGAGAAUGUGGAAAAGAGCCUCACCCCAUCCCUGAAGCUGAUCAUUGUCAUGGACCCUUUCGAUGAUGACCUGAAGCAGAGAGGAGAAAAGUGUGGAGUUGAGGUCUUAUCCCUCUUUGAUGCUGAGAAUUUAGGCAAAGAGAACUUCAGAAAACCAGUGCCUCCAAACCCAGAAGACCUGAGCAUCAUCUGUUUCACCAGUGGGACCACAGGUGACCCCAAAGGAGCUUUGCUAACCCAUGAAAAUAUUGCUUCAAAUGUUGCUGGUUUUCUCAAAAGUAUCGAGACUGUUUUCCAGCCCACCUGUAAUGAUGUGACCAUAUCCUACCUCCCUUUAGCUCAUAUGUUUGAAAGAGUUGUGCAGGCUGUCGUGUACUCCUGCGGAGCCAGAGUGGGGUUCUUUCAGGGAGAUAUCCGGUUGCUGCCUGAUGAUAUGAAGACUCUAAAGCCCACAGUUUUUCCCACAGUGCCUCGCCUGGUUAACAGAGUCUAUGACAAGGUACAAAGUGAAGCCAAGACACCCUUGAAGAAGUUCUUGUUGAACCUGGCUGUCGCCAUUAAAUUCAAUGAAGUGAAAAAUGGUAUCAUCAGGCGUGACAGUUUAUGGGAUAAGCUCAUUUUUGCCAAGAUCCAGGACAGCCUGGGUGGGAAGGUUCGCUUCGUGGUCACUGCAGCAGCCCCCAUCUCCCCUCCAAUCUUGACAUUCUUCCGAGCAGCAAUGGGAUGUAUGGUGUUUGAAGCUUACGGUCAAACAGAAUGCACAGGUGGCUGUACAAUUACAUCACCUGGGGACUGGACCUCAGGUCACGUUGGAGCUCCCCUGUCCUGCAAUUAUGUGAAGCUGAAAGAUGUUCCUGACAUGAACUACUUUUCAGUGAACAACGAAGGGGAGAUCUGUAUUAAGGGCCUCAACGUGUUCCGAGGAUAUCUAAAAGACCCAGAGAAGACACAGGAAGUCCUGGACAAAGAUGGCUGGCUGCACACUGGGGACAUUGGUUGCUGGCUUCCAAAUGGAACUCUGAAGAUCAUUGACCGGAAAAAGAACAUUUUCAAGCUGGCACAAGGAGAAUACAUUGCUCCAGAGAAGAUAGAAAACAUCUAUACCAGGAGUGGUCCAGUGUCACAAAUUUUUAUUUAUGGGGAGAGCUUACAGUCAUACUUAGUAGGAGUGGUGGUUCCUGAUCCAGAUGUGCUUCCCUCAUUUGCAGUGAAGCUUGGGAUUCAGGGAUCUUUUGAAGAACUGUGCCAAUCCAAAAUUGUGAAAGAAGCCAUUUUAGAAGACUUACAGAAAAUUGGGAAAGAAAAUGGCCUUAAAUCCUUUGAACAGGUCAAAAAUAUUUAUAUCCACCCAGAAGCAUUUUCCAUUGAAAAUGGACUCCUGACACCAACGCUGAAAGCAAAACGAACACAUCUCACCAAACACUUUCGGGCCCAAAUUGACAGCCUCUAUGAGAGUAUCCAGGAAUAGACUAAGUUUGCUGCUGAGCUGGAAGAUGCAAGAAGUUGAAACAUUCCAGUUAACUUUUCCAGUAAAUGAAGCAAGCACUGAAUAAAAUCUUCCUGCACUAGGAACAAAGCUCUAUGGGCAAACAUGCUGUCCAUACCAUGCCUUAUCUUCUGUGAAGGAACCAACUGACUUUUUCACCAUUCAACUACUAUUGUACCCUACUGUCAGAUAAUACAUGUUGCCUCUACUUGUAAAUGUAAAAUCUUUAAAAUAAACUAUUGCAGAUACGU